This is a messenger RNA of Sinocyclocheilus anshuiensis, 3033 nucleotides long. It is a transcript of the gene slc27a1b, whose product is annotated as solute carrier family 27 member 1b. NCBI's taxonomy places the organism in Eukaryota, Metazoa, Chordata, Actinopteri, Cypriniformes, Cyprinidae. Gene Ontology annotation, molecular function: long-chain fatty acid transmembrane transporter activity; oleoyl-CoA ligase activity. Gene Ontology annotation, cellular component: plasma membrane; endoplasmic reticulum membrane; mitochondrial inner membrane. The transcript is spliced from 13 exons. The record is from RefSeq and is a predicted model, not a curated record. Bases 230 to 2176 code for a protein of 648 amino acids. Gene Ontology annotation, biological process: long-chain fatty acid metabolic process; long-chain fatty acid import into cell; medium-chain fatty acid transport.
GAGUGUGGAGGCAGGGCUUCCAGACUGAGGUUCGCGCACUGCGAGCCAAGCGAGAGUUCUCGGGAGUAAAUGCAUGGUUAUGUGUCAUAUCUCUGCGGUCGUCUAGCGCUCGAGCGCAUUGCUCGGUGACUUCUCGUCAGAUCUGUGAAAGUGUCCGACGUUUCUCUGGCAUUAUUUCCGCCAGGGGAUUGAAAAGCGGCCAAAACUAAACGGGCUCAUCGCAGGCAAGAUGGGUGCUGGAGACGGGUUUCGUGCCCCGGCGGCGGUGAUCUCUGCUGGGCUACUGAGUGUGCUGGGCCUCUCGUGGUUCUGGAGCUUGCUGGCUCUUUUAGGAGUUUAUUUAUGUUCUGGAGGAUGGAGGUUUCUCUAUGUGGCUGCAUGCACCAUCAAGAGAGACCUUGUUGGUCUGUGCAUACUGUUGCGUGUGAAAUUCUUCAUGCAUCAUUACAUUCGUACGCGCAGCACCGUCCCGUCCAUAUUCGCCCAGCGCGUGGCGCUCCACCCGGACAAAGCGGCUCUGGUGGAGGAGUCCACGGGCGAGGUGUGGAGCUUCUCUGAGCUGGACCGGCGCUCGAACACGGUGGCGCAGUGGGCCGUGGCGCAGGGCUGGAGGUCUGGAGACGUGGUGGCCGUCUUCAUGGAGAGCCGGCCGCUCAUGGUCGUGCUGUGGCUCGGUCUGGCUAAAGUGGGCGUGGAGCCGGCGCUCAUCAAUUUUAACCUGCGACGCGAUUCGCUGAUGCACUGCAUGGGCGUGUCUGGAGCGCGAGGGAUGGUGUUCGGGGCGGAGCUUCUGGACGCGGUGUUGGAGGUGAAGGAGUCUCUCAGCUCUCUUUCUCUCUUCUGUACCGGUUCAUCUCCGGCCGAGUCUCUGGAUUCGCUGUCGGCUCAGAAUCUGGAUGAUCUGCUGGCUUCAUCUCCUGACACGCCGCCCGCCGUCACACACAGCAAGGGCUUCAACGACAGGUUAUUUUACAUCUACACCUCAGGAACGACGGGUUUACCUAAAGCUGCCAUCAUAGUUCACAGCAGGUACUAUCGCAUCGCUGCGUUUGGAUAUUACUCCUUCGGUCUGGGGCCAGAUGAUGUGGUUUACUGCUGCCUGCCGCUCUAUCACUCCGCAGGUAACAUCGUGGGUGUGGGUCAGUGUAUGCUGCACGGUCUGACGGUGGUGAUCCGCAGAAAGUUCUCCGCUAGCCGUUUCUGGGACGACUGUGUGAAAUACAACUGCACGGUGGUCCAGUACAUCGGUGAAAUCUGUCGAUAUCUAUUAUCUCAGCCGGUCCGUCCAUCCGAGUCUCGUCACCAGGUGCGUGUUGCCAUGGGCAACGGUCUGCGGCCCAACGUCUGGGAAGAUUUUAUGAAACGUUUCAACAUCAAGCGCAUCGGUGAGUUUUACGGAGCCACUGAGUGCAACUGCAGCCUCGCUAACAUGGACAACAAGGUGGGGGCGUGUGGCUUCAACAGUGUGAUUCUGCCCAGUGUUUAUCCCAUCAGACUGCUGAGAGCAGACGAGGACUCAAUGGAGUUAAUACGGGACAGUCGAGGACUGUGUGUCCCAUGCAAACCAGGAGAACCAGGGAUUAUCGUUGGCCGAAUCAAUCCACAUGAUCCGUUACGUCGUUUUGAUGGCUACGCGAAUCAAGAGGCCACCAAUAAAAAGAUCUCUCACAAUGUCUUCAAACAGGGAGACUCUGCGUAUGUGUCAGGUGAUUUGAUGGUGAUGGAUGAGCUGGGUUACGUGUAUUUCCGGGACCGAGGCGGAGACACGUUCCGCUGGCGGGGGGAGAACGUCUCCACCACAGAAGUGGAAGGAAUCCUGAGCGCUCUGCUGAAUCAGACGGAUGUGGCCGUCUACGGCGUCUCAGUGCCAGGUGUGGAGGGGAAGGCAGGAAUGGCUGCCAUAGUGGACGUGACGAAUGACUUCAACUGUGAGACGUUUCUACGAGAUGUGCAGAACGCUCUUCCCUCAUACGCUCGCCCCGUCUUCUUACGACUUUCACCCGAGGUCGACAAAACAGGCACAUUUAAAAUCCAAAAGACUCGUUUACAGAAGGAGGGAUUCGACCCACGGCAAACCAGCGACCGGCUUUACUUUCUCCACAGCCGUCUGGCGCGAUACGAGAGUCUGACGGAGGAGCUCUACAGCGCCAUCAUGCAGGGAAAAUUAUCACUAUAAGAAAAAGAGAGCCUUUAUUGUGUACAUUUCAUAGUGGGGCACUGAUACACAUUAUUUUACAAAAUCAUCUAAAUAACUGGGCUGCAAUCAAGCUCAUACUUCUCACACUGUUGAGUUAGAACUUGAAACUACUAGUUAAGCCUUUUACAUUGAUGGUAGAAAAAGUAUUAUCUUUACAAGCUUCGGAUAUGUUAGAGAUUUCUAAUUAGAAGAAAUUGAGUCAUUUUAGUAGUUGAACUAAACAUAAAGGUGCUUUACAUGACUUUCUUUUCUUAAUACAGUGCAUAAAAUGUCUCUACUGCCUGAUGGAUAUCACUGAAAUAGGUUUUAUGAGGUAAAUGCGCUACUGUAAAGGACAAUAAAUGAGUCAGGGUAUCAGUGUGUGAUUAUCUAGUCGGUCAGAAGACUGGUUAAACAGUUGUGCUCUCGGUCUGUUUUGGGGUUUGCUGGUUUUGGAGAGGUUUUCACAUUCAGCUGGCUUUGAGAACAGACAGAUUUCUCCAGGUGUUAUUGGCUUACAGCACUUUUAAUGUGGUCAACACUGUGAUAUUGAGACGUCUCUAUGAUUUCAGUCUUUAUAUAUUCAAUUCAGACAGGUAAUAGUAAUAGUAUUACACAUGAACAGUAUGCAAAACAUCUCAAAUCACACACAUUACACUUUACAAUUUCAAUGUUAAAAGCAAUGACUUCUGAGAAACUUAGUUUUUUAGUAAAAUUAAGUGUAUUGAAUCAAAAUGUUUUGAUGUGACAUAAUCAUUAACCAUUAGCAAAUCAGAUUGAUGUUUUGGCUAUUUUCCCUUCACUUGAAUGCAGUUUUCUUAACAAUUUUAAUAAAUUGAACAUAACAAUUGUACACC